CAAACCAACUUUCCAAGCUUGAACCUCAUUCUCUCCCCCAACAACAACUCUCAACUUCUGGCCUGCAAAACUUCAACCCGUUCCCCAUUUUUAUUUGAUAGGGUAUUAUGAUUUCAGCUGCAUUGUUAAACAGAAGGAAAGAAGCAGAAUGAGGUUCAAAUUUAAGACAUUUGAAAGACUAAGCUCAGAUGGAUGUACUGGACCCGAAGCUGAAUACGAGCCUCCAUCAUCACCACCGAACCUCCACGAGGAGUAUGCCAACGCCUUCCGCACAAAGUCCUACAGCCUUUUCUGUGCCCGGGUCAACGCCGUCAAGUCCAACGAUACCACCAAAACAGCUUUGACACCAUCGACUUCCGCCGGAAACCGCCUACCCUCUUACCGUCUGUUUGCUGAACAGCUGUUAGAGCCUGCCCAGAAAACCGCUUUUGAGAUACUUUCUCUCUCCAAAAACCGCCCUAAAACCCACUGUUUGCUCGGCGAUUACUUCUCCAAAACCGCUGUUGCCUCUUUUCAGUGCUCACUUCUACUCAAAGAGAUCGAGCAAACCCGCCUCCAAUACGGUACUCUCAAAUCCGCUAUCCAAACCCUAAUACGAGACCCGGUUUUGAAGCCAACGGUAAACAGCCCAAAACCAACGGUAAACCUCAAAGAACCCAAGAAGUAUCACAUGAAUCCAGCGGAAAACUGCCAACAACUGGGCACCUGCCCAAGACAAACGAAAAACCUCCAAGAACUAACGGAAAACCACCUCUUGGCGAUGAGGGAUCUGUUAGCAUUUUCAGAAGAGCAGACUCCAUUAACGCUGGUUCGGCUCGAGUUGGUUCGAGCCAUGUGCGCCGAUCUAACGUCUCGGCUCGAGAUCCGUCGUACCUCGGCUCGGCGCUGGCUCAGACUCUGCUCAUGGCUUGGGUCGUCCUGGACACCUCGUCGUCUGGUAUGGGAUUGGGCUCGGAUCGAUGCCGCAGCCAAAGGGGCUUACAUUGUGAGCCGAGAGUUGGACACCAUUAGCCGGCUCGUAGCUAAAGUUAGAGAUGAGGUGGAUCACCUUAGGGUUUUGGCUCGGUUUGUCUCGGUUCGGCUCGGUAAGCGGCUGAUUGAGGCGGUGAGAGAGGUGGCUCGCCAGGUUACGAGGAGUGAGCGGAGCUUUAGUGAGCAGCUUGAUGAGCUGGAAGAGCAUUUGUAUCUAUCUUUUUUUACGAUUAACAGGGCAAGGAAGCUUCUCGCUAAGAAGAUAGAUAAAAAAUGUCGUACGGACUACUGAACAUUUUUCGGAAAAAUAUAUUACGAGAACAUUUAUAUUUGGUACAAGGAGGUUAUAGUCAAUGUCAAGAUUUGCGUCAGAAUCUUCUUCGGCUUAGUGAGAAAAUUAAAGCAAAAGCAGCAGCACCACGUUUCUCUUCGUUUCGAUUUAUGCUUAAAAUCUGAGGCCGAAGCGAAUUUGAUGACAUUGGUCACAAUUAGUCAUAGCUGUCAUAUGUGACAUUAAGUAACUCAGUGACUAGAUUUAAAGUUCUAACGAAAGUUUUUUGAAGUUUAGGACACACUCCAAGCCGUUGGAUUUUACAUCCGAUGGCUAUUAGUGAUUGUGAACUCUUAUGUUCUAAAAGUAAAUAGUUUUAUAGUAUAUAAUUAAUUUUUCUUUUACUUUUCUUUUUUUCAGGGCUAUUUGCGAAAUAGUGCAAAGCUCAUAUUUAGGGAAUUCAUUUAUUUGUAAUCUGUAAAAAUAAGGCAACGCUGAUCUUUAGGGAAUUCC
Messenger RNA from Amborella trichopoda, 1756 nucleotides. RefSeq names its product UPF0496 protein At3g49070. NCBI's taxonomy places the organism in Eukaryota, Viridiplantae, Streptophyta, Magnoliopsida, Amborellales, Amborellaceae. The record is from RefSeq and is a predicted model, not a curated record.